AUGCAAACACCAAUAGUUAAAAAUGAUGAAUCCGUUGAUGUUUUACCCCGAAAAAUACCCGUUACUUCGACUGUGAACCCGACAUAUGUUCCAUCUACUAUUUCAUUUUUUGUCUUACGUCAAGUGGAUUCAAUGGACGAUUGGAAAAUACAAGUGCUCUUUGACAAUGGCCUUAAAUACGACCUGACUUCUAUCAUUGCUUUACCCCGUGCGGUAAGAGCAGUUAGAGGUGAACAGAAUGUAUAUGUGUAUCACUCAAAUAUUGGUGUAUAUUUGAACGAUAGUGGAGGUAUUCUCCUUGGUAACCGUCCAAUUCGUACCUAUCGACUUCGUAUAUCUCAGUCACGAGCCAUACCUCCCACAAUACAUUAUGAGGAAAACUUCACGCGACAACUUGUGUUAAAUCCAUCGAUAUCACGUCAUUUUCUAUUCGACGUUCAUUUCGAAAAGGGUGUAUAUGUGUUACCAGCCCCUGGAAAAGACGUGCCGUUCUGGAAUCAUCUAUGUAUUUUCACUUACUUUCUUAUCAACGAGAAAUCUUACGAAGCAUUCGAAUCUUUUCAUGAACAAUUCGCAAAUGGUAUUAUCAACCAAAGCCGAACACUUUCACUUGAAAAUUUGAAUGAAUUCUUCAAGCUGUGUCGUAAUCACUUUGCAGCCAUCGAACGUAUCAUGCCGAACAAUCUAGAAGCACUAAAAAUUCUUGUUCGUAUGAUGUCUCCUCUGCUCAUCAAUCGAGCGAACAUGAUCGUUCAAAGUGAAGCAGCUCAACUAUUCAUUUCAAUUCUUCUCAGACAUAUAGCAGAAGGUUUGCAAGCUAUUUGGAUAGCAAUCAUCGAUUCUGAAUGGGCAUCAUUUCGUGAAGGCUUGAUAAAUCUUUUGUGUAUAAAAUUACACAAUCACAAUUCUAAGGAAGAGUCGAACAUUGUUUUUGAUAUAUUAACUAAACUUCCUGAAGGAACACGACGACAUGAAUUAAUCGAGAAAUUAAUUAAUUUACUUACCCAGUUAAAGUGUAAUCUUUCCAAAGAUCAAGAAGUGAUUUUAUAUACGUUGAUUGGUCACAAGAAUCUUACAUUGGAACAUCUUGAAUUGUGUAGCUCGUUGAACGCGUACGUUAGCAAUUUAACUCAAUUUCUAUCAGUUCAUCAAGACAAUGUUGUCCAAUUAGAGACGAAGAUUCAAAUUCAACUCGAUCGACUUCUGCAAGAAAAGCGUUUUCCAAUUAAUCUGGAGGAUAUUUUAUUUGUUUUGAAGUUUUUCAAUACUGAAUCCGACAAAGUUGCUGAUGAUUUGAAUGAAAAAGCUAUUCAAAAGAUUAAAUUUAUUUUUGAAACAAAUUUUUCUUUACGUAGCACAUUCGGAACAUACUUAAAUGAAAGAAAUCAUCAUAUAACAGUUGAUGAAUUUCCUCUCAUUCGUGAUAUCAUCCUACGGUAUUACAAUGAAUAUGUGUUGCACGACAUCAAUCGGUCACAAUAUUUGUUACGUACACUGGCCUGUCGUAAAGAUCGAACAAUCGAUUAUUUCAUAAACUGGUUCAAAUUCUUUUUAUGUGAGUCAAAUCCAAAUUGGUUGCGUUACGAAGAAAUAGUUCAACAAUGGACGGAUUGUUUUGCUCACCAGCCAGAAAGAUUUGCAGAAGUUAUUAAACAAAUUGAUAUAUUGAUGAAACUAUGGGCACAAGUCUCACCAGAAAAUGUGCAGCGUUCGAAUUUUUUGGCCACGCACAUGGUAGGAGAAUGUUUUCGAUACGGAAAUAUUUAUGAACGACUAAGAGAUGAUUUACGAUUAGUCCAAAAUCAAAUGUUCAUUGAUGCUUUCAAGGAGAAAUUUAAGAAAAAUGUAUUAUCUAUCGCCCAAUAUCCAUUAAACCAAAUACAAAAUGGUGAAAAUCCAUUGGCGCAGCUGCUAAGAAUCAGUUCUGGCCAACAAGAACAAAAUCGAUUGGUGAAAGAUUUGAUCGAACUCGCCAUUUCCUUGGUAGAAAUCGAUGAGAAUCAAGUUAUGAACGAUGCAUUUUAUCAUCCAUCGCGUGAUACAUUCACGUACACCGUUCUUUUCAAAAAUUCUCUUCAGCAACUUCCGAUCUAUGAACAAACAAUCCAUCAGUUAACAAAACAGUUGAAUCGAUGGGAAACAGGUGUGUUUGCUUCUCACGUUCGAACUUGGACGAAUCUUACAAGAGACCAAUUAGUUAUUGUUCAACAAGUAUGGUCAUUAGUAACACAAAAGGCGGAGAAAACCUAUCAGAUUGAUGCACUGUUCAAUGAGACACAUCGAGAUAUGCAAACUAAAUUACAAAUCAGUAAUCAGAUAGUGACUUGCCUUAAUGCUUAUUGUACAGAGGCAAACGACCGGGAAAAGUAUCACGAACUCGUGCAACAAUGGCAUCAGCGUUUCGAAAUCGAAGUUAUUCAAUCGAUCAAUGUACCACCGGCUCUCCAAAAUCUCGUCCCAUUCGCAGAGAAGCUCAAUCCAUAUGUUGGUGCGCAUGCUUGGCGAGAAUUUCUCCAGCAACAUACGGCUAUCAAUGGUAAACAUAUUGCUCCAUCUUGCAGAACAAUGAAUAAUGAAAUGUGGAAUGAGGAUGAACCAUCAUCACCAGAAGCAUCUCCUGAACAAAUUGAAGUUGCGUUUAUCGACACAACCAAGGAACGAAUGACGAACACAUGUUUAGAUAUUCUUGAUCGAGCAGUUGAUGUUCUCAAGCGAUUUCGCAUGAAAUUGCAGCAUAUAUGAAAUAUUUAUGAACGACUAAGAGAUGAUUUACGAUUAGUCCAAAAUCAAAUGUUCAUUGAUGCUUUCAAGGAGAAAUUUAAGAAAUAUGUAUUAUCUAUCGCCCAAUAUUCAUUAAAUCAAAUACAAAAUCGUGAAAAUCCAUUGGUGCAGCUGCUAAGAAUCAGUUCUGACCAACAAGAACAAAAUCGAUUGGUGAAAGAUUUGAUCGAACUCGCCAUUUCUUUGGUAGAAAUCGAUGCGAAUCAAGUUAUGAACGAUGCAUUUUAUCAUCCAUCGCGUGAUACAUUCACAUACACUGUUCUUUUCAAAAAUUCUCUUCAACAACUUCCGAUCUAUGAACAAACAAUCCAUCAGUUAACAAAACAGUUGAAUCAAUGGGAAGAAGGUGUGCUUGCUGCUCACGUUCGAAUUUGGACGAAUCUUACAAGAGACCAAUUAGUUAUUGUUCGACAAGUAUGGUCAUUAGUAACACAAAAGGCGAAGAAAACCUAUCAGAUUGAUGCACUGUUCAAUGAGACACAUCGAGAUAUGCAGACUAAAUUACGAAUCAGUAAUCAGAUAGUGACUUGUCUUAAUACUUAUUGUACAGAGGCAAACGACCAGAAAAAGUAUCACGAACUCGUGCAACAAUGGCAUCAGCGUUUCGAAAUCGAAGUCAUUCAAUCGAUCAAUGUACCACCAGCUCUUCAAAAACUCGUCCCAUUCGCAGAGAAACUCAAUCCAUAUGUUGAUGCGAAUGCUUGGCGAGCAUUUCUCCAGCAACAUACAGCUAUCAAUGGUAAACAUAUUGCUCCAUCUUUCAGAACAAUGAAUAAUGAAAUGUGGAAUGAGAAUGAACCAUCAUCACCAGAAGCGUCUCCUGAACAAAUUGAAGUUGCGUUUGUCGACACAACCAAGCAACAAAUGAUGAACACAUGUUUAGAUAUUCUUGAUCGAGCAGUUGAUGUUCUCAAACGAUUUCGCACGAAAUUGCAGCAUAUAUGUGAAUCGGUACACAGUUUACCGAUUUUUCACGUUAUUAAUCUAUUUGCCGAUAUUCGACAAGCAGAACACGAUCUUACACUGUUGAUGCCGCUGCUUAUUCCCGAAGCUCUACCAUCACUACUUUCUAUAGUUUCAUUCUGGAAAGAUCGUACUAAAAUUCAACAUGUCUGCAAGGGUUGUGUGCAUUUAGUUGCAAAAGUUUCAGCAACGAUUGAUUCAACUUUUCUCGAUCGUGUUCAAGUUGUUGAUCACGAUACAUUGGGUGAAGAAUGUGUGAUAGUUUAUACAAAGUAUCAAAAUGAAAUUGAAAAACGUUAUCAAGAGAAAGUUCUCACAUUGAUCUCUUACUACAGUUCGUCGAGUGAUCUUCUCGAUUUUCUUCACUUGUUGACAUUGGAAGAUGUUUACAAUUUGCAAGAAGCUGUAAAUGAUUGGGAUGAAACAUUGCUCAACCCAAAAUCAGUAUUCGAUUUUGCUGUCGUAAAGAAUUUCAUCGAUCGUGCUUAUAAGGCGAUGAGCAUCUUGGAUAAAACUUCAUUUCAGCUUGAGCGUAUCGUCGACUGUUUUAUUGAAGUCUGGAAAGAUGCUCAAUUUACAGAUUUACUGAAAUGUCUCGAGUCAGCAUCACUUGCCUUGUCAAGUAUUAAACGUAUUCAUCUGGAAUUAACUGAUAAAGAACAAUCAAAACGACGUCGUAUUGCUGAUAUUCUGCAAAAAUCUACAAUCUAUUUUGUACAUAUUAAUGAUCAGCAACUAACCUUCGAUAUCAACGUUGAACUACCAGUGCAACAAACAACAACGACGAACGACGAAAAGAAACAACAGAACAUUACAUUUGCUGAUCUUAGUGAACUUCGUGAUCGUGCACGUCUAUUAGAAUAUUCGAGUAAUGUUAAGAAACAAAAUUUAUCGGAAGUUGACCAUGAACGUGAAAAACACAAACUUCGUGAAUUUAUUCAAUUUGUAAGCAUUGUCGAAUUGAUCCUGGAGAUUCUGAGAAAUUUAUACACAGCUGGUCACCCCUCCGUAUCAGAAUUUCUCAAGCCGAAGAAAACAUUUUCCUGUACAAAUGAGAAGUACGAUGAUCUACGAGAAAAUUGCCAAAUCUUGGAAAAUCUCUUGAAGAAUUGGGAAAUACACCUAUGCCGUAUGUACGAGAAAUUUAUUGGAUUGACGUAUUUCUCGAGCGACCAGUUCUGGCAAAUCGAGGAGUACAUCUACAAUAGACCGUCACUCUCGCAUCCAGGCUAUCAUUUUCUUCAAUUCAUCGGAAUUGACUCGACUUCAAUCAUUCAACCACAGUGCGCACAGCAACAACAAAGUCCUGAAGAUCGACUGGCGAAUCUUGGUCGAUGGCUUUCGAAAAAACAAAGGGUUGACGCUGUGGAAGAGUCUCCAAAGAAUAAAAAAUGUUUCCUCAUCGAAACAACAAACGAAGGUGUUCUCCGUGCUAUUCUUUCUUUAUUUGAUUUGAUGACGACACCAUCUGAAGUUCAGCGAAUCUUUUAUUGUACUUGGCGAACAAACUGGGUUCAAGUACGUGCGUUCAUUUAUCGUUGUUUUUAUUCGCAAACACUGCACCAAAUCAUUCGACCUGAACGUCUUUCACAAUCGAUUCAACAUCGAUUUACAGAUCUCUUACGCACAUUAAUGGAAUCUAAACCGCGUCAAUAUUUUCGCAUCGGAAUUAUCACAACGACUCCUUCAUUUGAACAACAACUCAUUAACGGACUUCAAUCCAUGCAAGUUCUUCACAUUUAUCGUGAUCAUGAAUUACUUAAUGCCAAUAAAUUCAAACAAAUUUUGAAACGAUCGAUGCGUCCGUGUACAUUAGUGACAUCGAAAAUUACCGGUCUGGGAAAGUCCAGCUUAAUUCGUCAGACUAUUCGAUCAUCGGGUAAAAAAUAUGUGAAGUUUCCAAUCUACGGUGAUUUUGAUGUGGAUACAUUAGCUGAACGUCUGCGCUCGAAGUAUCCUGAAUGUCAACGUGGAGCAAUUCAUUUUGACAUUGGCACAAUUGAAAAUCGUCAACAAUUAAAUGAAAUCUUCUACUGUCUUCUCCUAUUCGGAAGUUUUCAAUUUGGACAAGCAACAGUUGCUAUACCGGCUGAAACACCCAUCUAUAUUGAACUUGAUGCAUCACCACAAUCUACUCUAACAGAAAUCACUCUAUUCGAUCAUGUUGAAACAUCAAUACCAAUCAAUCAAAUCGAUUGGAACAAUCUCAAUGUCAACGACAAUCGAAUUCAAGUCGUAGCCAAUUAUUUACAAGCUAUUGCCGAUAAAACAAUUCUUAAACAAAACAUCAAUCCUACCUCACUCAAAAUACUCGAUCUGGCAACAUGCUCCCGCUUGAUUCAACAACCUUUCUUAGCAGGAAAAAAUCAAGAUUUCAUUACGUGGACACAAUUACAAAUCUUUAUCGGUGUUUUCUAUCGUCUGUUCACAGGUUUUUCACGAUGUGGUCAUUUUCUCUGUGAAUACGUUCCAAACGCACAACUUCGAAUGGAUCUCGUUCUAACACUUCUUCAAUCAUCCAAUCAAUUUACUUCAUUGUCGGUCGAAAACGUACGUAUACAGCAACAAGCCAUCGCGACAAAUGAACCCGUGACAUUCAGUGACGCGAUCGUUCGAUGGGAUACUAUUCAACCGUUUACAUUAGUAUUCACUGCUACUGACGAUGCCUUGUUUGUCUACAAAAAACCAGACGAUGUGCCUGCAGCAUUAAAACAAUAUUUCGAAGUUUAUCAUAGAUCACUCAAGAAAGGUAAACAGAUGACGAUAAAUGAAAUGUUUCCUGAUUAUAAUCAACUUUCACACGCACAACUAUUCAGUAAAUUAGCUUCUCUCUCACGGAAAUAUUUCAACAAAUCGAUUUGUCCUGUAUGCUUUUGUCAGUAUGAAUACACAGAGCAACGUUGUCAGCAAUGCUCUACGAAAGAGAUACUCAUUCGACCGAAAACAUUCGAUCACGAUGAUAUUUCGAUCUUUCAACUUGAUAUUGCCGAACGAUUGCAAAACGAAUACGUUCUUACUCCAGAUAAUUUUAUUAAAAUGCUUCUCAUCUAUCUACGAGUACAAAGUGGUAUCCCUGUUUUGAUUAUGGGUGAAACAGGAUGUGGAAAGACAGCCUUAAUUCAAUUCUUAUGUCAGAAAAUUUUAGAUGACCAAUUGCAAGUUUUUCGUAUGCAUGCUGGUGUUCAAGCCAAUGAUAUUAUUCAUGUAAUGCAACACUGUGUUACGCAAGCAUUAGAGUUGGCAAAACAAAACAAACAGAUGUGGAUAUUUUUCGAUGAAUUCAACACAACAAGUAAUAUUGGUCUCCUAAAAGAAAUUAUGUGCGAGAGAACUUUACUGGGGACACCAUUACCAAUAAACAUCGUUUUCUUGGGCGCAUGUAAUCCACGACGUAAGAAGACAAAGAAAAUUAUGAUCAAUGAUGAUGCUCAUAUUGGUCUACGAAAAACACGUUAUGAAACUCAGAAAUUACUUUGUGCAGGUACGGAUCGAUGUCUUCUCUAUACAGUAGUACCUAUUCCAGAGACGAUGCUCGAAUAUAUAUGGGAUUAUGGUUAUCUGAAUGAACCAACGGAAAAAGCUUACAUACAGACAAUGUUAAAAACAUGUCGGGAUCUUUCGUCAGAUGCAACUCUUUUCGACCUAACAGUCACAUUACUCCUCAGUUCGCAGAAUCAUAUGCGCG
Molecule: messenger RNA, 7429 nt
Organism: Adineta ricciae
Lineage: Eukaryota; Metazoa; Rotifera; Eurotatoria; Adinetida; Adinetidae
Source: the annotation of a GenBank genome assembly